Amoebophrya sp. A120 is the source of this 442-nucleotide messenger RNA. The record is from the annotation of a GenBank genome assembly. Lineage: Eukaryota; Dinophyceae; Syndiniales; Amoebophryaceae.
AGCUUCAUUGCGCGCAGAAAAUCUACGACCACACUAAACAGAACGCGCGGGAAGCGCAUGACGGGCCGAAGCGCCUCCCGCCGUCAUUUUUGGAGGCUCCCAGCCCCGCAGCUGGCAAGGCGGGCCAGUUGCUGGCGGUUGUUGUGCCUGUUGCGCGGGGGGAGUUUCGGGAGACAUGUGGCGCCGCCCUUUGUGGUGGUUCCCUUGCACUUGCUGCCAAGAGGACGGGGCGCCCGCUCUUUCCAAGGAGGCUGGCCCGGGCCCCAGUUGUUGCGCCCCCUGCCUGGUGUAAGUAUAGGCCGGCGCGCGACGGCAAUGGACGCGCCGGGCUUCCGGGCAAUGGUCGAAGGGUGUCACUUGGAAACAAUGGCGCACGUGUGCGGGGGCGGCGGGUGCUCAUUCUGACACGCGGGCAACCGUUGCAACCCCUACCGCCAGGGAA